Molecule: messenger RNA, 1155 nt
Organism: Dendroctonus ponderosae (mountain pine beetle)
Lineage: Eukaryota; Metazoa; Arthropoda; Insecta; Coleoptera; Curculionidae
Exons: 4
Coding region: 173-475 (100 amino acids)
Source: RefSeq, a predicted model, not a curated record
UCCACAAAAUAAACAUUUCAGUGUGUUUCGGUUCGCGUUGUUGAAGUGUUUGUUGCGGAAUGGCGCAGGUCUGCCGGGUCUCUGGACGAUUCUGAGUUUUUCCCGACUGUCGAGAGUGAGUUUUCUGUGCCUUUCUGAGCCGCGACCCUGAGGCAGGAUUGCCGUUUGGUGAAUGUAUUGCAUGAACGGAGCCGGCGUUUACGAAAAGAUGAACAGAUUAAGCGACACAACCGAUGGUCCAGAUGGAGCAGAAUCGGAUCCAGAAGAUCCCGAGCAGCUUUUGAAUGAUCUUCUAGGCGAACUGGAUAAUUUAGCCGGGGUAUGUAUCCAUAUUGGCAACUUUCCAGCGAACUUGCAAUGUCUCCAUUACAUCGAGAUAUCUCUACUUCACAUGGAGCGUUUCAGUGCUCUGCUGCAGCCCACAGCCCAAUUUGUAAUAUCAGAAGGCGGAAGUUACACUUGGAUAAUUCGAUAAUUAAAUAGCGUUUAUUCGGACAUUUAGAUAACUGCUUUUAUUAAUGACGCCAGAGUAAAACAAUAUUUGUUGAAGCUCAUUCAUCAAAUGUUUCUACCAGUUUUCUAUCUAGAGCGAGCUUUUACCCUGCUGCUUUGGGCCUAUUGAGUGUCCAAAAAUCUCUCAAUUUGAAAAUUAAUCGGAAAUUCCAUUAGUUAAGGCAGACUUCGUGGCCGUAUUGACUAGAAUAAUCCCCUCAAUAAACCAUUCAGUCACGGUCCGAAAACCAAAUUCCGAACUGGAAGAAUUCGAAAAAUGCCACCAAUUUAAAGUCUGUGUUUUUAUACGGUGUAACGAAAAUAAACUGAAACUAACGUAAAAUUCGAGCUGAGGUUGUUUUCGAAGAUUAAUGUGUUACGCGGCAGCUAGCAGGGGGAAAAGAUCUAUUGAUUGUGUAAUGAAAAUAAUGGAAAAUCGAGCGGUGGAAAACGUAAAAGUCAUUUGGAAAAUAAAAAUAUCGGCCGAAAUUGAUGGGGGCAGCUGAGAGAGGAGGUUUUUUUGUAUAGGAAAUCGAAAUUUUAAUUGGCUUGUUUGGCAUCAGCUCGUAAAUUCCAUAACAUUUUGGUUGUCUACUGACAAGGUACUAAUUCGAUUAGAUGCUGUUUUAUUGUUUUUACUGGCUGUAUGCGUUUCUAUUAGGA